Rhineura floridana is the source of this 1674-nucleotide messenger RNA. It is a transcript of the gene TBL2, whose product is annotated as transducin beta like 2. The transcript is spliced from 7 exons. The record is from RefSeq and is a predicted model, not a curated record. Gene Ontology annotation, molecular function: protein binding. NCBI's taxonomy places the organism in Eukaryota, Metazoa, Chordata, Lepidosauria, Squamata, Rhineuridae. Gene Ontology annotation, cellular component: endoplasmic reticulum. Gene Ontology annotation, biological process: endoplasmic reticulum unfolded protein response. The annotation marks the transcript as partial.
UUUAAAAGGAUACAAAGGACAUUCAACAGCGCUUUGGCCAAUCGUGUGGCGGCUGGGGGCGCAUGCGCCCCUGGCGCGCCACCUCCUCAGAAUGGCUUACGCGAGAGCGCGCACGCUACAGGCGUCGCCGUCUCAUUGGCUGGCGUCCUCCAGAAGUCGCCUCGCGCGCUGCCGGGCUCGGCCCCGAGCGCUGAGGUGGCUGAAGGCGGCGGCGGCGGGAAGAUGGAGGCGGCCGCGCCGGCCUCGGCGGGGCUUGUGGGGCUGUCGCUGGUCCUCGGCGGCCUCGUCCUCGGGCUGCUCCUUCUCCUUCUGAGGCGGCGGAGGGCGGAGGCGCAGCCCAGCCGGGAAGAAGCGGGACCCGAACCGAGCGACGAUCAGGACGUGAACAGUGAAGCAGGCAGCAAAACUUCAGUCCUGAAGAAGCAGAAGCCGCAGCAGCGGAUCCGCAGAGAGAAGCCCCAGCAGCACACCUUCACCCACCCGCUCCUGGCUUCGGCACUGAAGGGCCACAGCGGAAGCGUCACCUGCCUGGACUUCAGCAGCAACGGGAAGUACCUGGCUUCCUGCUCCGAUGAUCGCACAGUGCGCAUCUGGAGCACCAAGGACUUCCUGGAUCGGGAGCACCGCUGCAUGCGGGCCAACGUAGACCUGGACCAUGCCACCCUGGUUCGCUUCUACCCGGACUCCAGAGCCUUUAUUGCGUGGCUGGCAAACGGAGACACCCUCAGGCUGUUUAAAAUGACAAAGAAAGAUGACGGUAGCUUCACCUAUGUUGCCCUUCCAGAAGACUUCCCGAAGCAGCACAAGGCCCCCAUCAUCAACAUUGGAGUUGCAGACACAGGGAAGUACAUUAUGACCGCCUCCAGCGACACCACCAUCCUUAUCUGGGAUACGAAGGCGGAAGUCCUCGCCAGCAUCAACACCAACCAGAUGAACAACACGUUUGCGGCUGUGUCGCCAUGUGGGAGGUUUGUUGCCUCGUGCGGCUUCACUCCCGACGUGAAGGUGUGGGAGGUGUGUUUCAGCAAAAGCGGAGACUUCCGAGAGGUGACCAGGGCCUUUGAGCUGAAGGGCCACACAGCCGGCGUCUAUUCCUUCUCUUUUUCCAACGACUCCAGGCGGAUGGCAACGGUUUCCAAGGAUGGCACGUGGAAGCUGUGGGACACGGAUGUUGAGUACAAGAAGCAGCAGGACCCUUACCUGCUCCUGACGGGGAGGUGUAAGGUGACGGAGCCCUGCCGUCUCGCUCUCUCCCCGGAUGCCCGGGCCCUGGCCAUCUCCAGCAGCACUAACAUCAUUGUUUACAACACCCAGCGCGGGGAAGAGGAGGAGCGCUUUGAGGGUGUCCAUGGGGAGCACAUCACAGACUUGGCCUUUGAUGUGAGCAGCCGCUUCCUGGCUUCCUGUGGGGACCGGGCCAUCCGCAUCUUCCACAACACGACUGGCUACCGGGCGGUGGUGGAGGAAAUGAAGGCCCUGCUGAAGAAGGCCACCAACGAGUCAACCAGGCAGAGACUGCAGCAGCAGGUCGCAAGUGCCCAAAGCGCUCUGGAUGCCAUCUAUGGCAAGAUCAACUGAGCCCUUCCCAGAGAGCGGGUGGCUUCUGCUGUGCAGACUGGGGGCCAGGAUUUUAAUCAUGUCAGGACGAUGGUUAAUAAAAUAACUUUUGCACAA